Molecule: messenger RNA, 1049 nt
Organism: Galendromus occidentalis (western predatory mite)
Lineage: Eukaryota; Metazoa; Arthropoda; Arachnida; Mesostigmata; Phytoseiidae
Gene: Naa40
Product: N-alpha-acetyltransferase 40
Exons: 4
Coding region: 100-723 (207 amino acids)
Cellular component (GO): nucleus
Molecular function (GO): protein N-terminal-serine acetyltransferase activity; histone H4 acetyltransferase activity; histone H2A acetyltransferase activity
Source: RefSeq, a predicted model, not a curated record
AGGGAACCCUGAAGUUUUCGUCUGAUCAGUGCGUCCCAACUCGUCGAGACGCUUAUUAUACUCUCGUUGCUGCUGUGCGCUGUGCUGGUGUUCGCUGUCAUGGCUCCCCCCCGGCAGAAGAAGAACGUGGGCCCUCUCCAGGUGCGCAUAGCCAACGCUUGCAACGACAGCUUGGAAGAUAUCUUCGACGAUAAGAAAGAUCUUGUGCAGUUCGAGAGCGGAGAUGUCAAGGCCACGGUCUCACGGUGUUGGGCUCACGACGCCUCGGACGAAGAUAAAGAAUUUCUGUUCGGACUGACAGAGAAGAACAUGAAAGAUUUCUACGAGAAAUCUAACUGGGGAUGGAACGAAUCUCAGAAGCGGAAAGAACUCACGAAGAAAACUUCCCAAUAUCUCAUCGCUAGAGAUCCAAAUGGGAGAAUAGUGGCGUUCGUUCAUUAUCGAUUCGAUAUGGAUUUCGAUUUGCCUGUCCUCUAUUGCUACGAAAUCCAGCUGAUCGAGGAGGUUCAAAGGCGCGGCCUCGGAGGACAUCUGAUGCACAUCCUGUAUAAGCUUGCAGAAAGAUUUAAGAUGAAGAAAGUCAUCCUGACGGUUUUCAAGCACAACCCGCAAGCUCUGAAUUUCUAUCAACAAAAAUUGAAAUUCCGUCUGGAUGCCACAGCUCCCAAAGAGAAUCACAUAGACUACACGAUUCUAUCGAAAAACGUGGAACGCGUCGUAUGAAUGAUUGUGCUUUAUUGGAUUUUGUGAAUAGUUGAAAAUAUACAUUCAUAUUGUACAUCUGUUCAUAUCGCAGCUUGCUCGGAAAGAUGAUGAUUGCUGGAGGAAAGAUCGACGCGCCUGAUGUUGCUUUCCAUAAUAAAUUUGUCUUCUGCACUUCAGAUCUUGAUAGAGAGAUCAGGGACUUGAUUCAAUCGACGGUUUCGUUGACCAUGUGGCCCUAUGUCGAUGAAAUCGGCGCAUCGAUCCUCUUCUCCUAUGCUGAUAUGGUGGGCAGUGACUCAUGCAAGUUGCGAAAUAACUCAAUAAAUUUGUGCUGUCUGCGAAAA